ACUGGUUUUUGAGUAUUACCUAAAAUGCAUAACUAACUUCAAGUAACACAAAUUUACACUUCCUGAUUAUUGAAAUUUGAAACAAGAGUAACUUAUUAAUAUUAAUUCAACAUAGUAGGAGAAGAAGUAAAUAAAUAGCAUUGUUUGAGGCCCGGACACACAGUUCUGACAUCAGUUGACUACAGUCAAGGACCAUUGCCAUCUAAGUGGUCACGUCAUCAUGAAAAAUAUUCUAAUAAUAUUCACAAUUUUUAUUUUUUCUUCAUCUUUAACUCUUAGUCAAUUGUAUCAGUCAAAUUAUGGACAAUAUCAACAACAAGAAAUUCCAUUCAGAGAAAACAAUUUUAUAGAUAAUAGACCGAUACUUCGUGAGUAUGAUUUCAUUGUAAUUGGAGCCGGUCCAGGAGGCUGUGUCGUUGCAAACCGUUUAUCCGAAAAUCAAAAUUGGUCGGUACUAUUACUAGAAGCCGGUCAAGAUGAAUCUACUUACACAGAUAUACCAGCGGCGUUACUAUUUUUAGAUACAACGGAUUAUAAUUGGGGUUAUAUUGCCGAACCAGCAAAAAAUGGUUGUUUUGGUUUUAAAAACAAUCGUUGUCCAUGGCCAAAAGGAAAAGGUAUGGGAGGUUCAUCAAUAAUAAAUGCCCUGAUUUACACAAGAGGAAAAAAAGAAGAUUACGAUACAAUUGCAGCAUUGGGAAAUGACGGUUGGGCUUACAAUGAUGUAUUACCUUAUUUUUUGAAAUCUGAGAACAAUUCUAUACCAGAAUAUCAAAACUCACCAUUCCAUUCACAAAAAGGAAAUCUACACGUUGAACGAGUAAGAUAUCAUUCAACGCGCGUUGAUAAAUUUAUAGAAGCUGGUGGAGAAUUAGGAUUAAAAAAAAAUAUUGAUUAUACAAUUGAUCCUGAACAUGGAGUAUCCCGUUUCCAAGUCGCAACUCUAAAUGGACAUCGAGUUAGUGCGUCUAAAGCCUUUAUUCGACCAGUCAAAAAUCGUCAAAAUCUUCAUGUGGCAAUUCUUAGCCAAGCAACAAGAAUAAUCAUUGAUCCAAAAACUAAAAAAACAAUUGGGGUGGAGUUUAUUAAAAAUGGAAAAAUUAGAACAGUAUAUUCUAAAAAAGAAGUAAUUCUAUCUGCUGGGCCCAUUAAUUCCCCAAAAUUAUUGAUGUUAUCGGGUAUUGGACCAAAAUAUGACUUAAAGAAUCAUGGUAUACCAGUAAUCCAAGAUUUACCAGUUGGAAAAACUUUACUUGACCACUAUGGCACAUUUGCUUUAAAAUUUGAAGUAAAUCAAACUGGACCAGUAAUAACGAAAGCUGCUAUAUCAGACAAACAUUUAUUUGAAGAAUGGUUCAAAUAUGGCCGAGGACCAUUAACAGCACCAGCAGGAGCAGACGGUUUAGGUUAUGUAAGGGCACCAUCUGGCAAAGGGGUCGAAUUAAUAUUUGGUCCCAUAUCAGAUGAACCAAAUAUGUUUUUUAUUGCAACUCUCCUGUUACAACCAGACGCUCGUGGAAACGUGACUUUGAAAAACAAUAACCCAUUAGAUCCGCCCAUUAUGUCCUAUGGUUAUUAUGAAAACAAUACUACUGAUUUAGAAGACAAUGUUUUUGCACUUAAAUAUGCAGUUAAAUUAGUAGAAGAAACACAGGCAUUUAAAGAUAUCGCAGCUAAACUAAGUCCAAUACCAUACCCAAAAUGUACGCAUAUACCAUUUAAAUCUGACGAUUAUUGGGUUUGUCUAUCACAACACCUGACAAAUACCUGGCAUCAUCAAUGUAGUACAUGCAGGAUGGGGGAUGUUGUCAACAAUAAAUUACAAGUCAUUGGUAUUCAAGGAUUAAGAGUAGUAGACAGUUCAGUACUUCCAUAUAUUCCGCAUGGACAUACAUAUGCCCCAACUUUAAUGAUUGGUGAAAAGGGAGCAGAUAUGAUUCGAAGCUUUUGGUCAAAGUAAUUUAUUUGAAUAAAAUAUUUAUUUUCACAGUUAAGUUAUGAUUAUUUAUUUUAUUUAUUAUAAUGUUA
This is a messenger RNA of Melanaphis sacchari, 2028 nucleotides long. Its product is annotated as glucose dehydrogenase [FAD, quinone]-like. Gene Ontology annotation, molecular function: flavin adenine dinucleotide binding; oxidoreductase activity, acting on CH-OH group of donors. The record is from RefSeq and is a predicted model, not a curated record. NCBI's taxonomy places the organism in Eukaryota, Metazoa, Arthropoda, Insecta, Hemiptera, Aphididae. The transcript is spliced from 3 exons. The coding region runs from base 221 to 1960 and encodes 579 amino acids.